UUUAUUUACAGUCUACAGAUACAUACAGAAGGGCAGUAUCAUUUAAUUAAUUUUGACUGUGCCAUGUGGAGAUAUGAGUUGAAUUCAACAUAAACACAAGACGGUUCUUGAUCAAAGGAUUAAUUGCAGAUUGAGUGAUCGAUCAUAGAUGGCGACCUAUUUUCAUGGAAACCCAUCAGAAAUUCAAGCCGACGGAUUACAAACACUCAUUCUAAUGAAUCCUGGUUACAACGUUGGAUACUCUUCCACCACCACCCACCAUCCGCAGCCGCCGUCAUCAUCAUCAUCCAAUUUCGCUCUUCUAAGCUCCCGUUCAUUUGACGCGCCACCUACCACUAACGCCCACCAAUUUGUCGGCAUACCCUUGCCACUAACCUCAUCUGUCGACCCCCAUCCUUUCCAUGGUCUGAUUCCACGACCCCAAUACCAUUUCUAUGGCCAAUUCGAUCAGGCAUUACCGGCGCGUGAAAUCAAUCGCUCUCAGCAAGGCCUGUCUUUGACUCUCUCCUCGCAGGAGAUGGGCGGCGGUAGCACUAGCCGAGCAGCUGUUUUGUCUCCGACGAGUGGAGGAGGUUCGCCGUCGUCGGCAUCAGGUAUAUCAAACAACGGCGGUAUAGUUGGAACAGGAGUACAAAGUGUGUUGUUGGGUUCUAAGUACUUGAAAGCUACACAAGAGCUUCUUGAAGAAACGGUCACUGUCGGUAAGGGAAAAAACGGAAAUGCGACCGUUAAGGCGACAAGAGAGUCCUUCCCCGGCGGCGGAAGCGGCGGUGGGGAAGGUGAAAUUAGUGGUGGGGAAUUGACUACGGUGGAGAGGCAGGAAAUUCAGAUGAAGAAAGCUAAACUUGUUCAUAUGCUUGAUGAGGUGGAGCAGAGGUACAGUCAAUACCACCAUCAGAUUCAAAUGGUGAUUUCUUGGUUUGAGCAAGUUGCCGGAAUUGGGUCCGCCAGAACGUACACGGCUCUCGCCGUGGAAACCAUUUCCAAGCAAUUCCGAUGCCUUAAGGACACGAUUCUCGGCCAGAUAAAAGCAGCUAGCAAGAGCUUGGGCGAAGAAGAAGAUGAAGAACAAGGCAAGAAUGAAGGAUCUCGGCUCAAAUUCGUUGAUCAUCAAUUCAGACAGCAGAAAACCCUCCAGCAACUGGGUAUGAUUCAACCCAAUGCCUGGCGGCCUCAGAGAGGUCUUCCAGAGAGAUCCGUCUCUGUUCUUCGUGCUUGGCUGUUUGAACACUUUCUUCACCCCUACCCUAAAGACUCAGACAAACAAAUGCUCGCCAAACAAACUGGUCUCACUAGGAGUCAGGUAUCAAACUGGUUCAUUAAUGCCCGAGUUCGGCUCUGGAAGCCUAUGGUAGAGGAAAUGUAUAUGGAGGAGACAAAGGAAAACGAAAAGACAGGCUCCGAUGAGAAGAAGAAAGACAAUGAUCCGACUGUCACAAUUCCAACCAGCUUGUUGAGUAAUAGAAACCCGUCACUCUUUGCUCUGAUUGAUUCAUCAGACAUGGAACUCGAGAUUCAUGGAAGCCCUAAGAAACAAAGGAGCAACAACAAUGAAAUGGAGAUGAAUGCUGAACAAGGAGAAGAAGUGAUUACCAAUGAUCAAGAUCAAAUUUUGAUGAAAUUCUCUAAUGAUCAAAGACAGACAAGAGACGUCGGAUUCUCUCUUCUAGGAGCUGCCCCGACAAACUUCAUUGGCGGAUUCGGUACAUACUUUGGCUCAGAUCAAUUUCCUGGAAGUGGGUAUUCGACCAACAACAACAACGGCGUCUCUCUCACGCUCGGACUCCCUCAUUGCGAAAACCUGAAUCAAAGUUUCCUUCCUAACAAUAAUAAUCCAAACAACAUGGGGCUAGGAGGAAGAAGAGUGAAUCUUGGAGAACAACAAAAUGAAUUCGCUCCGGCAUCGUCAUCAUCAUCCCACAGACCAGUAGUUUACGAAACAGUGAAUUUGCAGAACCGAAAGAGAUUUGCUGCGUGAAUUUGAGGAAGACGAUCUGUGGUAAUGAUGGACAAGUAAUGGCAUCUAUAUUUUUGCAGAGAACUUUACCCAUUUACAGUUCUUGUAGCAGAAAACAUUAGGAAAUUUAGAAGCAUAUAAUUUGGGGAUUGUAUAUUAUUAUAUUUUUGCUACUUUAUGCAGACAUCAUGUUAUAUAGAUCUUGGGAUUGUUGUAAUACAUACAUUACUAUUAAUGGGAGGAUGGUAUACAAAUCA
Molecule: messenger RNA, 2214 nt
Organism: Impatiens glandulifera
Lineage: Eukaryota; Viridiplantae; Streptophyta; Magnoliopsida; Ericales; Balsaminaceae
Product: BEL1-like homeodomain protein 1
Exons: 5
Coding region: 149-1978 (609 amino acids)
Biological process (GO): regulation of transcription by RNA polymerase II
Molecular function (GO): DNA-binding transcription factor activity, RNA polymerase II-specific; RNA polymerase II cis-regulatory region sequence-specific DNA binding
Source: RefSeq, a predicted model, not a curated record